UAGGUGGUUUCACACCACUCGCUUCUGAAGCUGUUGCCAUGCGGAGUUCUGGAAUUACACUUUCGUUUUCUUUUCUUUUAAUUACAAUAAUAAUUAUAACAAUAUAAUAAAAGAAAAAACAGGGACAAUCAUGGUUUAUCUCGCCGGUGCCGGAUACAACGCAGUCGUCGGAAUGAAUAAUCGGAGGCCAAAAUUCUUUACGUCAAUUAUACCGAACAGCAUAAUUUCAACGCUAUACGACGUCGCUUUUCUGUGUCGGUGUUGCAGAGAACAUGACUUCAGUAGCACUUCUGAAUCAGCUUGGACAGAUUUCCCCGUAGAGAACGCCUACGAGCUGUUAGGAGUUUCUGAGACCAGUUCUUUUACCGAAAUUAAAGCGUCGUUUCGAAAAUUGGCCAAAGAAACUCACCCAGACCUCGCUGAGUCAAGCAGUGAUUCCAGUGCCUCUCGACGAUUUGUGCAAAUUCUGGCUGCUUAUGAGAUUCUUUCAGAUUCGCAAAAGAGAGCCCAUUAUGACAUGUACCUGUUGUCUCAGAAAAAGCUUAUGCAAAAGCAUUCUGAACAGGGUUCAAAAUUGUAUAUUUACAAAUCUCAAGCUACUACGUUCAAGGAGAUGGAAGUUGUUGAAUGGUUAAAAUGGUACAGAUUAACUAUUAAUAAUAUUUUGUCAGAAAAGAGGGUGGUAGAUGGAACAGGUUAUUUUGAUGUACUUGAGAGAGAUUUUUAUUCAGCUAUUCAUGCAGCAUACUAUGGUCCUGAAAUUGAUUCUAUGCCCAUGGAAUUUCUUCCUGACUGCUUUGAGGCUGAGGAGAGGUCCUCUUAUGAAACUCCUGAGGUUUUGCACUUAGUUUCAGGUCGUGAUCUUUUCGGAAUGGUUUGCCUAGCCAACAAGGUUCCAGAGAUAUCAACUAUUAACAAUGAAAUGUUAACAUCUUUUAGAUCCUUCCAUUCAGGCCCAUGUCAAUCUGUAACAAAUGUGAAUGACUACAGGAAAGCAGAAAGAUCAGAUGAUUUUGAAACCUAUCAAGGUCUCGGCUCUAAAACUUCAACUAUUGUAUCAGAUGCAUAUAGACAUCUUGAAUUGCACAUCUCAGGAAGAGUUGUUGCUACAGCAUCUAGGACCCUACCUAGAUGCUGUUCUGAUGUAAUGCAGACAGAAGAUACUGAAGAUCACAUUCAAGUGUUCCUUAACUUAUAUGAAGAUCCCAAACAUAUCAUGAGUGAUUUUUGGAAAGGCUACCUAGCAAAUGGUGCAGUUGGAAGAAGAAUUCAUUUGGGAACUAUAUCUGGACUUGGGAGCAGUCCAGAUGAAGGUUGUUGUUAUGUUUACAAUGACAAGGGCACAAAGACCCAUGCGAUUAUGAAGCAUAGAACAUUGAUGGUGAAGCAUAUGCACUGGUAUCAGGUGGGUGAGAAAGUCUCAGUUUGCGAGUGUAGAUGCACUAGAGCACAUUUACCACCAAGCAAAUUUUGGCUAUUUGAGCCUCGCUGUGGUUUCCAUGACAUAGGCGGUUGGUACGUUGAGACAUAUGGCAAAGAUAAGCACGGUCGUACAAAGCCAUCACAAAGGUUUUGGGAUGGCUUGGACUAUAACAUGCAAGCUGACAGAAGACUUCAUCCAGCAAUGUAUUUGUUUGCUCUUGCAUAUCGGACACUUGAUCUUGAAUACGCUAAAGCAAGCAAGAAAUCAUUUAGGAAUGUUGUUGGAGCACAAAUGUUUCGAGUUAUUCAUUGGUGCAAGAAACUUGUUCAAUAGGUAUGUAUCCGUUGGGCUUUUGCCAAUGUUAACAAAUUGAUUGUGACCUUGCUAGAACAAUUUUGAAUGAUCAGCAAGCACUUAAUAAUCUCUAUUUAGUGAUUUUGGAAGAAGAUAUUGCUGUCAAUUUAUAUUUACAAGAUUUUUGGGUGAAAUGCUCUGUAAGUAGUGAACGGAAAACUCAUUACAAGCCUCAAGUAGUUCUAUUACUUGGUUAGAGGAGAUUCAACUUUUCAUUUGCAUAGUGAUGGAUAUAUUGGGUAAAUACUGAAGUCAAUUCACUUGGUCAGGGAUUGGAUGGAGUCACUUCAACUUUUUAUCAUGUCUGAGGCUAUUUAAACCAACAUUGAUUUUGGCAAAAAUAUUCUCUUGCGCUACUUGUCUCAGAAAUGUUAUGCAAUCCGAAUGUUCACGGAUAUACUUCGUGUAUUUCUAUGCGUACAACACAAAUAUGUAGUUGCCUUUAUGCGUUGUUAGACAAAGAUUCUUUAUCUUGCUCAGUGUUAUGGAAGCUAGUUGUUUCACUGCACAAUGAGUUUCAUCCCCUUAUUGGAAAGGUCAUGAAGCCGGACGGUUUUCUGGAAUUUACUUCGCCAUCAUUUCUCCUGGAAUAUAAAAUACAAUUUCUGCUUACAUAGAAUUGUCCCUCUAGGCAUGUGGAACUUACUCUGUCUACUUGUAUAUAUCUAUAUAUUUUAAGAAUGUUUUUCUUCUUUAUAUUCCUGCCCUCUUAAAUUUGUUGCUCUUCCCUCUGGAUUUAUAUGCAAAAAAUGACUGCCAUGACGUGUAGUUU
Messenger RNA from Vigna radiata var. radiata (mung bean), 2549 nucleotides. RefSeq lists its product as uncharacterized. The record is from RefSeq and is a predicted model, not a curated record. NCBI's taxonomy places the organism in Eukaryota, Viridiplantae, Streptophyta, Magnoliopsida, Fabales, Fabaceae. The transcript is spliced from 5 exons. Bases 131 to 1756 code for a protein of 541 amino acids.